Messenger RNA from Closterium sp. NIES-67, 2128 nucleotides. The record is from the annotation of a GenBank genome assembly. Lineage: Eukaryota; Viridiplantae; Streptophyta; Zygnematophyceae; Desmidiales; Closteriaceae.
UUGCAGAGUGAAGGCAGAGUCAGCAGUGGGCCUGUGUCAACCCACUUCCUGCUUCUACCUAUCCGUUCGCCCCUCUCGUACCAGGCUGUCCUGGUAGAAAGCUAGCGGGAGUUAAGCUUCUUCAGCGCGCUAUUUAUCGCGUACGUUCCUCCACGUUCCUUACUGUAGCCUCGCACGCCCGGUUUCCCUGUGAUUACUGUGGCGGCGAUGAGGGGCAGCUCGGGCUUGAAGCGCGUGGGGAAGUACGAGGUGGGGCGCACGGUGGGCGAGGGCAACUUCGCCAAGGUGAAGGUGGGGCAGCACGUGGAGAGCGGCAGGCGCGUGGCCAUCAAGGUCAUGGACAAGGACAAGAUCCUCCGCCACCGCAUGGCCGACCAGAUAAAGCGCGAGGUGUCGAUCAUGAAGAUGGUUCGCCAUCCCAACAUCGUCCAGCUCAUCGAGGUGCUGGCGUCGCGCAGCAAGAUCUUCAUGGUGCUCGAGUUCGCCGCGGGCGGGGAGCUCUUCGACAAGAUCGUAUACCGCGGGCGGCUGCCGGAGGACGAGGCGCGGCGGUACUUCCAGCAGCUCGUGGACGCCGUCGACUGCUGCCACGCCAAGGGGGUGUGCCACCGCGACCUCAAGCCAGAGAACAUGCUGCUGGAUGAGCACGGCAAUCUCAAGGUCUCCGACUUCGGGCUCAGCGCGCUGCCGCAGCAGCUCAGGGAGGAUGGUCUGCUGCACACCACAUGCGGCACGCCCAACUACGUCGCUCCCGAGGUGCUGCACAACAAGGGGUACGACGGGCGGCUGGCGGACGUGUGGUCGUGCGGCGUCAUCCUCUUUGUGCUGCUGGCAGGCUACGUGCCCUUCGACGAGCCCGACCUCGUGCUGCUCUACGACAAGAUAUCCCGCGCGCACUUCAAGUUCCCGCCCUGGUUCUCCCUCGAGGUCAAGCGCCUCAUCACUCGCAUCCUCAACCCCGACCCCUCCACUCGCCCGGGGCUGGACGCCAUCCGCCAGGACGUGUGGUUCCAGAGGGGCUACCAGCGCGCCAAGCCCCUGGCGGACGCCGUGGGGGGCGAGGGGGACGCGGCGGACGUGCUGCUGGAGGCGGGGCUGCACCCCGUGACCGAGCUGUCAGUGCGGGUUGCCCACUCGCCCUCCCUGCAGGCCUCCCUGCCCGUCUCCCUCGACCCGCCCUCCCGCUCCUCCAGUCCGCCCGCCACGGCAGCAGCAGCAGAAGCAGCAUCAUCAUUGGGUGGCGGGGGGGCGCAGGCAGGGAUGGCAGAGGAGGGGCGGUCGGGGCCGCUGGUGGGGGGCGGGGCGGAGGAGUGUCCGGAGCUGCUGAACGCGUUUGACCUGAUAGCGCGUGCGCACGCGCUGGAUCUGGGGGCGCUCUUCCAGCGCCGCGCCGGCCCCAUUCUGCGCCCCACCCGCUUCGCCUCGCGCCUGCCGCCCGCCCUCAUCCGCUCGCGCCUCCUCGCCCUCUCACCCCUGCUCCACGCGCACGCCCACGCCACUCACUUCAAGAUUCGGCUGGAGCGGCCAGGAUCAGCACAAGGCGGCCAUCUAGCCGUGGUCAUUCAGAUAUUCGAGAUGACGGCGGGCCUCUUCAUGGUGGAGGCGCGCAAGGCAGCCGGCGACACCCUCGAGUACCACAAGUUGUAUCGCAGCCUGCUGGCGCGGGUGAAGGACAUGGUGUGGCACCCGGAGGGCACUGCUGCCCUGCCAGCAGCGCCACAAGCACCACUCGCUGUCCCACGACCGCUUGCAACUGCACAAUCAACACCCGCACUGCCACAAGCACCUGCACCAGACGAAGCAGCAGCAGCAGGUGUGGUCAAUGGAGUGGCAGUGGGUGGCAGUGUGAAGGUAGAGCACAAGGGGGGAGCAGCAGGUUUGUUGGAGGAGAAGCGCAGAGGUGCACCGACCAUGCAUCCUGUGAAUGGAGAUGUGGCGGCGCAUAGCACACGCGGCCUCUCAGGCUGACACGGUAUAGUGUGGAGCAGGCCCCUGGAUAUCAGACUUUUUACGCUGAUUCAGCCUUUUUUCAGGGAUUUCCGUGGUAGCAAGGCUUUUUUAUUGGGCUUUUUUUGUUGGUCAAUGCUGAAAAAUCAUCUUUUUUUUAAAAGCCAAUAUCUGUAAUUUC